Messenger RNA from Engraulis encrasicolus (European anchovy), 969 nucleotides. Its product is annotated as stromal membrane-associated protein 1-like. The transcript is spliced from 9 exons. The annotation marks the transcript as partial. Gene Ontology annotation, biological process: regulation of clathrin-dependent endocytosis. NCBI's taxonomy places the organism in Eukaryota, Metazoa, Chordata, Actinopteri, Clupeiformes, Engraulidae. Gene Ontology annotation, cellular component: cytoplasm. Gene Ontology annotation, molecular function: metal ion binding; GTPase activator activity. The record is from RefSeq and is a predicted model, not a curated record.
CUCUCUCUCUCUCUCUCUCUCUCUCUCUCUCUCUCUCGUGUCUCAGGACCACGAUGGGCCUCCUGGAACCUGGGCGUCUUCAUCUGUAUCCGGUGUGCUGGUAUCCACCGCAACCUGGGCGUCCACAUAUCCCGCGUCAAGUCCGUCAACCUAGACCAGUGGACCCCCGGGCAGAUCCAGAGUGUCCAGGACAUGGGCAACACCAGGGCCAGAGUGCAGUAUGAAGCCCACCUCCCAGAGAACUUCAGAAGGCCACAGACAGACCAAGCUGUGGAGUUCUUUAUCAGGGACAAGUACGAGAAGAAGAAAUACUACGACAAGAAUGCUGCUGUCAACGGAUCCAUUAAGGCCCCUGACGUGGCUCAGUCAUCUUCCUCCUCUCCGUCCUCGCAAGCGACUGAUAAAAACAAGCUGGAGAAGGAAAGAGAGAAGAAGAAAGACGAGAGGAAGAGAGAAAAGGAAGCAGACAAAGGGAACAAGGCUUCGCCCCUCGAGAAGAAGCGUGACGAUCUCCAGACAGAGUCCAAGGCCAGCCCCAAGAAGAGUGCUGAGCCGGCCAUCGACCUGCUGGGCCUGGAUGCUCCAGCCUCCUCCUCAGUGAGUGUCGUAGGGGCUGCAGGCAGCGCUGCUCCCAUUAGUGACGACCUGGACAUCUUCGGGCCCAUGGUGUCCAACCCCCUGCCCUCCACCACCAGCACAAACCAGGCCAGCUCCAGUAAAGCUCCAGGGGCCUCGGCGGCGGUGGCUGCCCCCAGCAGCAGUGCGUCCUCUGGGGCCGAUGCGGCCACGGCGCCGGCCUCCUCCUCCCAGGGGGAGCUGGAUCUCUUCAGCGAGGGGAGCGGUGGGGCCGGGGCCGGCAGCAAGGCGGAGGACUCGUCCAAGAAGACCCUGAGCAAGGACUCCAUCCUCUCCCUCUACGCCUCCAGCUCCGUCCCACAGCAACCCACGCAAGGAGACGUCCUGAGAUGA